AUGGAGAACUCAAUUCCGUCGUCUAUUUGGAACCUUAAAUGCUGUGAAUAGGAACCUCGAAAAGAAUGUGGGAAUUUCGAAUGUGUUAAAAGUGAAAUAAUAACAGAAGUCUCAGAAGAUAUGAUAAGUACCUAUGACAUGCAUAUCUUCAGUAAAGUAGCAUAACUUAAGUAACAUCAGCUUAAACACACAGAAAUAGUGCAUUAUACACUUGUGCACUAUUGCAUAAGAAAAGCAUCCCAAAUUUAUACUUUGUGUAAAGAUAUCAUGUCAUUAAGUAUUUUUUAAAUCAUGGCAUGGAAAAUGUAUAUUAGUGAUAAAUUAAAACAAUACGAAUAUUCAAUGUGUUCGUCUAUUUCCAUCUUCACCGCUCACCUCUAUUCCACCUAUGAAUCUUUUGGUGAAAAAUCGAAGCAAAAUUGAAGUAGUUAACAUUGUUUUAAAAGACCACAAAAAAAACCGCCUCUAGUAUAAUACUUAUAUAGCCAACGUAGCAAAAGAAAUUGCAUUAAGGCAUCCACCUUGUCCCAGGGCAGUGAUCAUGGCAGAGAGACAAGUGAGUGAGAAGGACAACGAUCCUGUGACAAGCGAAGACAUUCACUCUGUGUCCCUCACCUCAUCAACCUUCUCUGUCUUGAGUCGGUACCGAAAGUUUCUGCUGCAGAAGCUUCUAGUUGCGCUGCGGAAUAUCCCAGCCUUUGCAGAGUAUCCAAAGAAGAUGCAACGUCAGCUGUGCCGGGUCGGAGGCUUUGAGACAUUCGAGCCUCGCAGAGUUGUCUUACGAGAAGGAGAUCCUCCGAGUUCUUUUUACUUCAUUCUAUCAGGGGCAGUUUUGGUAACGUCGUUUGAUGAAAAGAGCGGGACGUCCAGAACAUUGGUUCAGCUUGACAAAGGAAUGUCCUUCGGGGAGCUAGCAGUGAUUUCAAACACAAAGAGACAAGCCACAGUCUGCUCAAAAACAGAAGUGGAAUUGCUCAGUAUUUCUGGUGAGGAAUUUCAAGACAUUUUUAUGGCUGGUGGAAAGAACAUCAUGGCAAAUGCAAAACAGCAGGAAUUUAUAAGAAAAGGAGUGGCCGUUGUUCAUCUUGGUUCAACACACAAAAGGGGCCUUGUACUAUUCUCCGGAAACUUCCCAGAGUCUACAGUGGGCGUCGUCGAUUCUAGAUCAAUAGGAGAGCUGAUCCUGACCCACCGGGAGAUCCCACAAGUCUGA
Molecule: messenger RNA, 1213 nt
Organism: Aplysia californica (California sea hare)
Lineage: Eukaryota; Metazoa; Mollusca; Gastropoda; Aplysiida; Aplysiidae
Product: cyclic nucleotide-binding domain-containing protein 2-like
Source: RefSeq, a predicted model, not a curated record